This is a messenger RNA of Vombatus ursinus (common wombat), 2927 nucleotides long. It is a transcript of the gene EFNB3, whose product is annotated as ephrin B3. Gene Ontology annotation, cellular component: plasma membrane. The transcript is spliced from 5 exons. Gene Ontology annotation, biological process: ephrin receptor signaling pathway; axon guidance. NCBI's taxonomy places the organism in Eukaryota, Metazoa, Chordata, Mammalia, Diprotodontia, Vombatidae. The record is from RefSeq and is a predicted model, not a curated record. Gene Ontology annotation, molecular function: ephrin receptor binding. The coding region runs from base 1 to 1026 and encodes 341 amino acids.
AUGGGGGCCCUCCAUCCUGGGCUGGGGGGCGUGAGAGUCGGGGGGCUGCUGCUGGGCCUCUUGGGGCUGGUGUCGGGGCUUAGCCUGGAACCUGUCUACUGGAACUCGGCGAAUAAGAGGUUCCAGGCAGAGGGUGGCUAUGUGCUCUACCCCCAGAUUGGGGACCGACUGGACCUGCUAUGCCCUCGGGCCCGGCCCCCUGGCCCACACUCUUCCCCAGACUAUGAGUUCUACAAGUUGUACCUAGUUGGAGGAGCCCAGGGUCGGCGCUGUGAGGCACCCCCAUCCCCCAACUUGCUCUUGACCUGUGACCGGCCUGAUGUUGAUCUUCGAUUCACCAUCAAGUUCCAGGAGUACAGCCCCAACCUAUGGGGACAUGAAUUCCGUUCACACCAUGACUACUACAUCAUUGCCACAUCAGAUGGAACCCGAGAGGGCCUGGAGAGUCUGCAGGGUGGGGUCUGCCUGACCAGGGGGAUGAGGGUCCUUCUCCGUGUAGGACAAAGUCCACGGGGAGGGACAGCUCCUCGAAAACCUGUCUCUCAAAUGCCAAUAGAGAAGGACCGAGGCGCUGCACACCGCCUGGAUUCCAGCAAAGAGAAUAUGUCAGGUGAACCCUCCAGCAAUGCAACUUCCCGGGGUACAGAGGGCCCUCUUCCUCCCCCUAGCAUACCAGCAGUGGCUGGGGCAGCUGGGGGACUGGCCCUGCUUCUCCUGGGUGUGGCAGGGGCAGGGGGUGCCAUGUGUUGGCGAAGACGACGGGCCAAGCCUUCAGAGAGCCGACAUCCUGGGCCAGGCUCUCUGGGGAGGGGAGGAUCUGUGGGACUUGGGGGUGGGGGAGCAGGAGGAGUAGGUCACCGAGAUGCCGAACCUGGGGAGUUAGGGAUCCCUCUAAGGGGUAGUGGGGCUACAGAUCCCCCCUUCUGUCCUCACUAUGAGAAGGUGAGUGGUGACUAUGGACACCCUGUGUACAUCGUGCAAGAUGGACCGCCUCAGAGCCCUCCAAACAUCUACUACAAGGUGUGACGCUCUCCACACUACUUACAAAACCUGGGUUUCCCAGAGACAUCCUAGGGAUGCCCUGCAGUCUCAAUCAUGAUUUGAGGGAAUUCCUUCUUCUCCAGUACUUUCUCUUUGAACCCUGAUCUGCUGCCCCUUCUUUCUUCUGUCUCCCUAAGUUUCCAGGACCCCUUAAAAGACCCUCCCAUUAAAUUUCUGCUUCUGUCCGCCCCCCCCCCCCCCCCCCCUUAAACCAUUGCCUACCCUCCAGUUUCUGGUCCUGCGUUCUACCUGGCUACAGUGGAGAUCCAGGUAGAGACAGUAUCCUUCUCUGCCUUGGUAUCAUUACUGUUGGUGCUUGCCUCUCCCUUUUGGUGGGGGCAGAAUCUCAAGUCUCUGGCAUUGGAUGUCUGUCUCCUCUGUGUUGCAUAGUUAAUUUUCCUGUUAUCCUCUCUCUUCCUCUUUGUAUCUCUUUGUGCCUGUCUUUACUGUCCCUCUUUUCUAUCACUUUCUGUCUCACAUAUCCCAUUCUUUCUGUCCUUUCAACUUCUCAUUCUCUUCUCCCAUCUCCUGGGGAUGGGGCAAGGUCUUUGGUUGUGUUCCUCCUCCAUCCUUUAACCUCUUAGUCUGAGAGCUUCCCUACAGCUCUCCAAAGAUUUGGGGCCUUAAGGAGAAGGACCCAGUCUCCAGUCCAGCUUAGGGGUGGAUAGCAGAUUCUCCCUCCUUCCCCAAUGCCCACUCCCUCAAAUCCUCUAUUCCCUUCAGCCAUUUAGGACAACUGGGCAAAAUGGUGACUGCUUUUGGAGGAAGUGACCCAUUUUGCCUAAGAAGUGGCCAGGGCUGGGUGGGAAAUGACUGUUGCCAGAGCGAGAAAAAGAAUUGUCCUGGAAAGGAAGCAACAAAGCCUGGCACUACAUUGAAUGGGCCUCUGCUGGAACAGGCAAGAAAGGGACCUGCCUUGAUGGGCAUUGACAAGGCCUGAACAGAAAUGUUCCCUGAAUUGGCAGGAAGCAAUGCACUCGAAAUAGGAAGUGCCUUCAACCAGGAUGAGAAGGGACACUUCCAAUAUGGGAAGUGUGGCUGGAAUUGGAAGUGACACUAGCUGGGUGGGUGGGAGGUGGACAGUGUUUCCUCUUCGGAGGGAGGUGGGAUAAAGCCUCCUGAUUCAGGAGGAAACUGGAGUUGACUAAUAGGAGAAGGGGGUGGGGGAGGCAGGUGGGGACGUGGACUGGGAAAGGGAUCUUAGUGAUGGUUGGCACUGAGGGUGAUGUUAGUACCACCAUCCCAGAAUCUCCUUCACCUGAACUUCCUCCACCUACUUUGUUCGUGGCAACUAAAAUGAUGCCUGUCUACUGCUACCACAGACGAGUUUCAGCUUGUUCUCAUUCCUCCUUCAAAUUACCAACCAACAGGACUGCCCUCCCCUGCCCCAUGCCAACAUGGCUGCUUUGGCUCAUGGUACCCUCCAUUUUGCUACCCAGUCCCUCCCCAACCAACACAGUUUCUUCCUUAGCAACAGAAAUGGUGGCCGCCCAACUGGUUCAGCCCACAGCAGCCCUUAGCAACUGCAGAUGCUGUCAUAGUUACCAGCCUAGGCCUCAUCCUGUUCUCCAGUACAACUAUCUCAAUUGGGUGCUGCCUCAGUUUCUUCUCAGCUCACUCCCAGGAUGGACCUUGGCUAACAAGAUGCCGACUCUUGAUAAUAAUGAGGACUCCCCUAGUCACCAGCCAAGAUGGCUGCCCUGGCCAUUGGACACCAAGUCACCUCUCUGGUUCUGCAGCUCCCAGUUCCUUCCUGGUUUUUUUUUUUUUUUUAGUCCCUUCCCCAGGGAACAGGAAGUUGACAUUGCCAUGGAGGAGGCAGCAGGGUAUGGCUGUCACCUCAAUAGUUUUACUGUAAAAGGGAAAUUUGAACAACAAAAGUAAAA